Gracilinanus agilis (Agile Gracile Mouse Opossum) is the source of this 2127-nucleotide messenger RNA. RefSeq names its product SID1 transmembrane family member 1 (gene SIDT1). Bases 1 to 2127 code for a protein of 708 amino acids. The transcript has 21 exons. Gene Ontology annotation, cellular component: membrane. NCBI's taxonomy places the organism in Eukaryota, Metazoa, Chordata, Mammalia, Didelphimorphia, Didelphidae. The record is from RefSeq and is a predicted model, not a curated record.
AUGCGGGGCUCUUCAGGGCUCGCCCUGCUCUAUGGAUUGCCCUGGCUCCUGGCCGCAGUGCCCCAGCUCCCUCCACCAUCUGGGGGGCAGCUAAGGAGCUUUCCCCGGGCUCAGGCGAGGAGUGGCCGCUUCCAAGACACAGCCAGGGGAGCCGAUUUCGAUCGCGUUUACAGCGGGGUGGUGAACCUCAGCACCGAGGAGAUCUACUCUUUCAAUUACACCAGCAAACCGGGGCAGGUGGACGCUGUGCGGGUAUAUGUGAACAGCUCCUCUGAGAACCUAAAGUAUCCCGUCCUCUUUGUGGUCCGCCAGCAGAAAGGAGUGCUGUCCUGGCAGGUGCCUCUGCUCUUCCGGGGAUUGUACCAGAGAACCUAUAACUACCAGGAAGUGAGCCGCACGUUGUGCCCUUCUGAGCCCACCAAUGAAACAAGACCCUCGGAGCAACUCAUAUUUGUCGACGUGGCUUCGAUGGCUCCCCUGGGUGCCCAGUACAACCUGCUGGUUACCAGAGUCAAGAGUUUCCAGCUGCAGACAAAUGUUGCCUUUCACUUCACUGCCAGCCCUUCUCAACCACAGUAUUUUCUUUACAAAUUUCCUGAAGAUGUGGACUCUGUUAUCAUUAAAGUAGUGUCUGAAAUGGUCUACCCAUGUUCAGUUGUAUCAGUUCAGGAUAUUGUGUGCCCAGUGUAUGAUCUUGACCAUAACGUGGAAUUUAAUGGUGUUUAUCAGUCCAUGACCAAGAAAGCAGCUAUUACCAUACAGAAGAAGGAUUUUCCAGGAGAGCAGUUCUUUGUGGUGUUCGUGAUAAAACCUGAAGACUAUGCUUGUGGAGGAUCAUUCUUCAUCCAGGAAAAGGAAAACCACACAUGGAACCUACAGAGAACAAAGAACCUUAAAGUGACCAUUGUUCCCUCCAUUAAAGAAUCUGCUUAUGUGAAGGCCAUAUUACUCAGCUUCCUUAUAUUCUUCUCCUUCUACUUGGGAUCUCUACUUGUUGCUUUUGUGCACUAUGUCAGAUUUCGGAGGAAAUCCAUGGACGGGAGAUAUUGUUCAAAUGACGAAACUUUCUUUGUGAUGACAUGUUCUCUUUCCACCCAGAUGUUCCUUUACCUGUCAGACCUGUCCAGGAAGGAUCGAAGAAUUGUCAGCAAAAAAUAUAAGAUUUAUUUUUGGAACAUCACAACUAUUGCUGUGUUUUAUGCCCUUCCUGUGAUCCAGCUGGUUAUCACCUACCAGACUGUUGUGAAUGUGACUGGCAAUCAGGACAUCUGCUACUACAACUUUCUCUGCGCUCACCCCUUGGGGGUCCUUAGUGCCUUCAACAAUAUCCUCAGUAACCUUGGUCAUGUACUUCUGGGAUUCCUCUUCCUCUUGAUAGUCUUACGCAGGGACAUCCUCCACCGAAGAUCACUGGAAGCUAAAGACAUCUUUGCAAUGGAAUAUGGGAUUCCCAAACACUUCGGUCUUUUCUAUGCCAUGGGCAUUGCUCUGAUGAUGGAAGGGGUACUCAGUGCUUGCUACCAUGUCUGCCCUAAUUACUCCAACUUCCAAUUUGACACCUCCUUCAUGUACAUGAUAGCUGGACUCUGCAUGCUGAAGCUCUAUCAGACCCGCCACCCUGAUAUCAAUGCCAGUGCCUAUUCUGCCUACGCAUCUUUCGCGGUGGUCAUCUGUCUUGCUGUCCUCGGAGUGUUAUUUGGAAAAAAUGAUGUGUGGUUCUGGGUUAUCUUCUCUGCAAUCCACAUUCUGGCAUCCCUUGCUCUCAGCACACAAAUCUACUAUAUGGGUCGUUUCAAAAUAGAUGUGUCUGACACAGGUUAUUUGCCUCACUUUGUCCAACUAUAUAAAACUCCACCAGCACCGGCACCUUCUCAACAGAUGGGGUGCUUUAUCUGCUGGCAACAUGUUUGCCACUUCAAUGUGUGCCACCCAUCACUUAAACAUAUGACUGAAACUCCAGCAGAAUCCCGAGAGAAGAAUCGUGACUGUAUCCUGCUGGAUUUCUUUGAUGACCACGAUGUCUGGCACUUCCUUUCUGCUACUGCCUUGUUUUUCUCAUUCUUGGUAUUAUUAACUCUGGAUGAUGACCUGGAUGUGGUCCGGAGAGACCAGAUCCCUGUCUUCUGA